ACAGCAUUGCCUUUUGGAGACUUCAGGUGUGCUUACAGGAGCGUCUCUUCCCAUGAACUGUAAUUCCAGCACAGAACUCCAUAGCACAUUUCUUCUCAUCACUAUAUCUGAAGAUCCAUUCUUUCACUCAGGAGUGUGUUUUCCAGAAUAAACCUUUGAAAUGACAACAUUCAGCAAGUCAUCAUUCUCUUCUGUGAAUGCUUCCUUGGAAUAUAAUGUAACCGAGAAUAUAGUGCAUUAUAAUGGGUCACAAAAUGAAAAUACAUUCCCUGACAAUAUCAUCAGCCUCAUCAAUCUUCUCAUCUGCCUUCCUGGACUUGUAGGGAACGGGAUUGUCAUUUGGCUUCUUGGCGUCCGUAUUAAAAGGACUCCUUUCACCACAUACAUUUUGAACCUUGCCAUUGCAGAUUUUGCUGUACUCAACAAUGAAAUUAUAAGAGAUAUUUUUUCUCUUUUAAGCUGGAUUAAUAGUAACUUUUUUCCUGUUUACUUUAGUUUCCUUAGCUAUGACAUAUUUAUGUUUACAUUCACUACUAGUCAGUACCUCAUGACAAUCAUCAGCAUUGACAGAUGUGUGUGCCUCUUCUUCCCACUUUGGCAUCGAUGUCACCGGCCACCACAUUUAUCCACUGCUGUGUGUGUCAUUGUAUGGAUCUUCAGCUUCUUAACCAGUGCUAUAGAUCUCAUUCUCCUUCUCGCUGGAUAUGCUAUCAUAACAAACAUACAGUUUGUCUUGAAUGCUGUGGUUUGCUUGCCCAUCAUGUGUGUGUCCACUACAGCCAUUUUUAUUAAAUUCAGCUUAAGACCAGCACAAAAGAAGAAGGGAAAACUGUUAAGAACAAUUUGGCUUACACUUUUCUUCUUCCUCCUUUUGGCUUUUCCAUUAACUUUAGUUGAGGUCCUUUCUCUAUUUCGUCAUACAACGGAGUAUUCGUAUGGAUAUGGGUACAUAUGUGUCUUCUUAAACAGUGCAAUUAACCCUAUGAUCUAUUAUUUGAUGGGGAGAGAUAAAAGAAGGUGUUCCAGCAAGCGAAUCAAUAAAGUGCUUGAGAAACUUUUCAAGGAAGAGGAAGACUGUUGA
Messenger RNA from Anolis sagrei ordinatus, 1081 nucleotides. Its product is annotated as mas-related G-protein coupled receptor member H-like. NCBI's taxonomy places the organism in Eukaryota, Metazoa, Chordata, Lepidosauria, Squamata, Anolidae. Gene Ontology annotation, molecular function: G protein-coupled receptor activity. Gene Ontology annotation, biological process: G protein-coupled receptor signaling pathway. Gene Ontology annotation, cellular component: membrane. The record is from RefSeq and is a predicted model, not a curated record.